AUGUCCCUGCUCUGGGAGGCGCUGAUGAGGAACUCGCCGCAGAGGGAGAGGGAAGAGACGGGGCCACGUGGCCUUUUAGGAUGGCGAGGGAUUUGUAGGGUUGGGAGAAGGGGAUUUUUUGGUUUGGGGGAGAAUAGGAGUGGAAAGAAUUUGAAGGGCUCUCGUCUGGCUCUUCUGUCGUCAAGCUGCUUGGAUUUGAACUUGGAGACGACAAUGGAGGUAGCACUGGCCCGUGACCCUCCCGUUGUACACGCACCUCCUCCCCCCUCCCCCCCUCAACCACUCGAGGAAACCAGGAUUCACACCAGUGCGGAUGAACUUAGUUGGGUGGGGACCACCCCUCGACCAGUCGACCCACGUCAGCGUUCGGUUGGCGUUCCUCGCCGCAAAACCGCCAGGGAGCACGCCGCCCACGAGGGUCGGAAGGUAGUGCUCGUCCGCGUAGCACGACCCCUUGCAAUAGCUUUUGAAGGCCGAGAAGUAGGUGGAGUCGGAGACGACCUCGAGUGCCAGGUGGCGGUCGACCGUGAACCACUGGGAGCCCUUGCGCCAGUUGGUGAGGCGGAGGGUCGGGGCCAUGUUGAGACUGUAGCGGCCGCGGCCCACUGGGCCUGGGAGGUCGUAGGACUCGACGAAGGUGUGGUUGGAGCCGAGGAGGUAGGAGUAGAUGGUGGAGAAGUUGUGGAGAGGGAUGCACGACUCCGACAAGAGGACGAACCUCUCGUUUGA
Striga asiatica is the source of this 729-nucleotide messenger RNA. The record is from the annotation of a GenBank genome assembly. Lineage: Eukaryota; Viridiplantae; Streptophyta; Magnoliopsida; Lamiales; Orobanchaceae.